AUGAAAAGAAGAAACUGCUCUGUCACAUCCCUUCUCCUGCUACUCCUGCUUCUACUUGGGCGUUCAGAAUUGGGUAAGUGAAUUAACUUUGGAGAAUAUGGAAAGCUCCUCAGAGCCUUCAGAAAUGGGGUUGGGAUCUAUGGAGAAAAAUCAUCCUAGGACUCAGGCAGGGCCAGUCUUAAGCAAAGCUAUGGAAUAAUAGGAACAAGCCAAAAUGUUUCCACUAAGAACGCACUGAGCAGCCCUGAUGACUCACAAACAAGAGAAAAAUAUACUAACGUGGGGACCACCGAGGACUACACCACUGCAGAGGACUACACCACUGCUGAUGUGGGGACCACUGAGGACUACACCACUGCAGACCCAGGGACCACCGAGGACUAUACCACUGUAGACGUAGGGACCACUGAGGACUACAGCACUGCAGACCUGGAAACCACCGAGGACUAUACCACAGCAGAUCUGGGAACUACCGAGGACUACACUACUGCAGGCAUGGGGACCACCGAGGACUACACCACUGCCAAUGUGGGGACAACCGACGACUACACCACUGCAGAGGACUACACCACUGCAGAUCUGGGGACCAACGAAGACUACACCACUGCAGACCCGGGGAACACCGAGGACUAUACCACUGCAGACAUAGGGACCACCGAGGACUACACCACUGCCAACGUGGGGACCACCAAGGGCUACAUUAUUGCAGACGCAGGAAACACAGAGGACUAUACCAUGGCCAACCCGGGGACCAGGGAGGACCAUACCACUGCAGACGUGGGAACCACUGAGGCCCAUACCACUGCAGACCUGGGGAUCACCCAGGACUAUACCACUGUGGACCCCGAGACCACAGAAGACCAUACCACUGCAGAUUUGGGGACCACCAGGGACCAUACCACUGCAGACCUGGGGGCCACCAAUGACCAUACCACUGCAGAGGAGGGGACCACUGAGGACUCUUUUACUGCAGACCCGGGGACCACCAAACACUACACCAGUAAACUUCCAGACACUCGCCCUGAGGGAACAGAUUCAGUAACCUCAGUGAAACCCACUUGGCGGCUGACACCUAUCGGAAUCAUCCUCAUCUCCCUGGCAGCCACCACAGUGGCAGUUUCACUCUUCGUUGGACUUGGCUUCUUUGUGGUGAGUAUUGGCCCAGGAAUGUGA
Messenger RNA from Mustela lutreola (European mink), 1173 nucleotides. Its product is annotated as protein PBMUCL2-like. Lineage: Eukaryota; Metazoa; Chordata; Mammalia; Carnivora; Mustelidae. The record is from RefSeq and is a predicted model, not a curated record.